AUGUCUGGACUCCGGAGUGAAUUUGUUGUCUUCAUCAGUCUUGCAGUCCGCGAGCCUGCAGCACUGCAGCAGCGCCUCACUCUUUCUUGGCUCCUGCCUGUCCGCCAAGAUCUUCAAACACCUUACUUUGAUCUCGCCAAGUCCAACAUCCCAAAUCUUAUCAUCCCCUUUUUUUUGGUGGUUUUCCCUUUUUGCGCUUCAUCCGCUGCUUGGGUUUUCUUUUUGCUUGCCGCUGCCACUGCCUCACAUACACACCAUCUGGCAUCCACCCUGCGUCUUUCUCUUGGCCAUCCAUCACCCCGGCCCUUUCGCCCACCUGACCCCGAAAACCACCACACACACAACCAUCUCUCCCUCUCUCCUCCAAUCCAAAGCAGCCAGGACGACGCGGCCAGAGUACGGAUACGCAUUGACGAGCAAUUCUACCACAAACGACUACCAAGAGAAUCGCCGCGACCAAACGCCCGCGACUCUCUCCUGGCCAGACGGAUAUCCAUAAUCCCACGCACCCAGUCAACAACCCACCCACUCUUACCGCAUACUGAGCUGCAUGCUGCGUACUGCGCGCGCGCCCACUUACGGAUAUCCUCUUCUCCUCUUCGCCCUGUCUCCCUUUCUCUAGGAGGGUCUCUCAAUCAUCCAUCAGUCCAUCAAUCAAUCAGCCACCUCGCGCCCACUUCUUCCCCUCUCAGUCAGACGCUUCUCCCGACCUCCUGCUUCCACGAAAAGCUCCCGCUGUCCGAUACCUCCUCGUCGCGCGCUGAGCUGACUGGAGCUGUAAUACCGCAACUCUUCUUUCGGCACCACGGACAAAAUACCUACCCUACCACCUACAUACACACCUCUCAGGGCCCGCACCACAUUCCACGCUCCACACCCACACCCGUCUACACCUCCCGCGGCAACGGCAGCACCAACAAGGCGUCACGGUCUCUACCCGUCGCCACCUAUUUGGUCGACUUUCCUCCCAGGUCUUCCCAGAAUCCGUCCCAGCAGCAGCAAGUCAGGUCUCCCCCAGCUCAAUACUCGACCACGUAUCCACACUGGGUACCCGUACCUUUCUACCGUACUGCCCACCGUACGGAGCAGACGCACACAUCGGCAAAGGAGACAAGAGCGCUCGAGCCCUCAGCCUCUGAAAAUCCCGAAUUUCAUCCCACCUUGGUCCUCCAACUGCCAAGAAUACUCCCGGAACCUGUUAAAGUUCCUCGCUGUCCGACCAUCUAUCCCAGCGCCCUCUCGCCCGUUAUCCUUCCUCUCUCUCUCCCUUCCCUCACAUCAUUCACACGUACGGUACGGAUACCCUACGAGUCUACCAUCCUUUCCCACACACCAAUCCUUGUGCCCACGCCCACCCGUCCACGGCCACACUCACGCUCGCCCUUCUCAUCUGGGAUCUGCGCGCACGCCGAUUUAGUUAUUCUCGUACCCCCAAGGACCCUGAAUCAUCGCACUACCGCGCCUCAUAUUGAGGCAACGCCCGGUCAUCCUAUAAUCUCCCUCAUCUGCCCCGGCAACUACCACUACUACACACAUCAACUGUUUUCCUCGAGAUCACUUGUCUUUCGAGACGAUCUUCAGCUGCACGUCCUCUUGAGGGCACCCCCUCUCAUCAACCUAUCCAUACAACAAAACAACACCAACUACCACCACUACUCGGAGGAGCUUCUCGCAAGCAAUCUCGCCAUUACUACUACAGCUGUUACUACUACCAACAGCUCUUACGAAGUCGAUCUUCGACCGGUUGCGCCUGCUAGAAGCAUCGUUGAACGACUUGGCCUGGAAUUAUCAACCAUUCGCCACACCUCGAGCCGAGAGCCCGAAAUCACCCCCUGCACCCAACCUCGACCAACAUCACACCUCUCCACCAUGACGCACCGAACAACACAACACGACGCUGCGACGUCAAACGUCCUGGCCUGGUCAACACAUUGCGCAAAUAUGCCCUCCAUGGUAGAAGACGAGUCCGCCGACGUCGAUGAGCCACCGGAAACGCAACUCCCCAUUUCUCCCAUCACCAGCACGUUCAAGCGGAACCCUAUCAGACGCACUACCCUCGACCACAACGCCUCUCUCUUGACCAAGGCGCUCCACAGCCCUUCCGAAGAUGAGGACCCCGAGGCCCGCCCGGGUAUGUCCUUCUUUGCUCGUCGUCGCUCCAUGGCCAGCAACAUCAGCUUGGCCUCCACUGCCGACUUGACGAGCGAUACUGGCUUGACCAGCCCGUCCCGCGCCAACACUCCUAGCCCGCCUCUUCCCGAGAUGCGUCUUCUGAACAUCCACGACGAGCCUGCCAAGGAGGCGCCAAAGAAGCGUUGCAUCCAGUUCGCCUGCGCGGCGAAGCCCAGCAAGCCCAUUGAGCCUAUCCGCAGCCAGCCCAUGGUCAAGGCACCUUCUGCCCAGGAGCCUCAGCGAAGAUCUUGCAUCAAGUUCGCCUGCCCCGUCCCUCAGCGUCCUGCUUCCACGCAAAACACGCCUCCCCAGCGAUUGGAGAUGGCAGCCGCCAGACUUCAAGCACCUGCGCCGGCGACAGCUCGCAAGACCCGUUCGAGGUCUCCCAGACCCACCCUCGCGCCUCCCCAGGUUGACGUCUCUGUCAAGUCUCCUACCACCAAGAAGUACAUCACCGCCAACCCCUCCGACUUGAACAAUGAGUCGUCUCAAUUCCACGAGUUUGCCAGCGAUAUUCCCCGCGAGGACGACUGGAUCCGUCAGGCCUUUUCAUCCCAGGGACGUCGCAUUACCAUUGACGACACUCUGAAGAAGGAGAACGCCAUUCGUAAGCUUGCUACUGAGGCGGAAGAGGAGGCCGAGCAGGAGGAGGAGGACUUGGCUACCGCCAUUGACGAUGAUGAGGACCUAGACAACCUUGAAGACGCCGACGACGAUGAUGACUGCGAGGACGAGGAGGAGGAGGAUGAAGAUGAUGAGGACGAAGAUGAGGACGACGCUUCUGAUGAGGAUGACAAUUCCGAUGGCUACAAGACGGACGAGGAAACCGGAUUCGCCGAUUCCGAGGAGGAAGAGGAAGACGAUGAUCUCCGCUUGUGGACUCCCGGGCGCUCAACCAUUCAGAACAUCGACAGCACUCCCAUUGCCCGCAGACCCUCCCUGCCUGAGCAGCUUUCAGAUUCGUCCAUUGCUUCUCACAGCAGCCUCCGCGCCCGACGUGGCCGGGCUCAGCGCAUCAAGAUCCGCCCUGGCACACCUGAGCUUCCCGACAGCACUGACUUCGUCUGCGGUACUCUCGAUGAGGACCGUCCCAUGGAAGAUGCUUACAUGUCUUGCUUGGCCGCUCGCAGACGCGAGAAGCUGCAGUUGAUUCCCCAGGACAUCGACCCCAGCUUUCCUGCUUCGGACCCAGAGGACGAGGGUGAGGAAGAAAUCUACAACCCCGUCCACCACAGCAGUGAUGACGAGAUGUUCUUCCACGGCAAGAUGGAGGAUCUGCACCACAAGAACGACCGAAGCCGUCGCCAGAAGAAGGCGGAGCACACUCCUCCCAAGCGCUUCCACUCUCCCCCGCCCGUCAAGCGUCGUGCCUCUCCUGCUCCCAAGAACCGUGGCCGCUCCCCUCGCCGCCUCUUUGACGGUCCUUCCCCCCGUCGCCUGAGAUCCCCGGCUCCUCAGAUGCUGAAGUCUCCUCCCGCCUCUCCUCGCAAUGGACACGGCGCUAUUACUUUCAAGACCUUGGCAUCUCGCCCUGGUCUCACCGUUACCAAGUCUCUUCCUCGUCCUCCUUCCAUGUUCCCCCACAUGGCCAAGGGACGUCGCUCCAAGGCUCCUGCCAACGAUCUGCAUAUCCGCGGCGCCAUCGACAUCGUUAAGGGCUUGGAGCGCAAGCGACAGCGUCGUAAGGAAAAGUUUUACCAAAAGUACUGCAACCGCGCUCGUAAGGGACAAGUCCCCGAGCGCAAGCCUCAGCGCGGCCUCGGCUGUGAGCGCAUGAGGGAAUUGGGCUUGCUCAUGGCCGGCAAGAUCGACCAGGGCAACUACGUCCUCUCUGUUUAG
Molecule: messenger RNA, 4011 nt
Organism: Colletotrichum lupini
Lineage: Eukaryota; Fungi; Ascomycota; Sordariomycetes; Glomerellales; Glomerellaceae
Exons: 8
Coding region: 1-4011 (1336 amino acids)
Source: RefSeq, a predicted model, not a curated record